Molecule: messenger RNA, 288 nt
Organism: Naegleria fowleri
Lineage: Eukaryota; Heterolobosea; Eutetramitea; Acrasida; Naegleriidae
Exons: 1
Coding region: 1-288 (95 amino acids)
Source: RefSeq, a predicted model, not a curated record
AUGGAGAGAAUCAAAGAUGUCCUAUCAAGCACCCUAUCAGCUGGAACAGUCACCAAUGAACAAGGAGAGAAAACACAAGAAAUGAAGAAGAUGGAAGAAGAAACAGUGAGUCGGGCUCCAAGUAUGAGUGGAGAUGUGAGUGGAGGAUUGGUCGAGCAUUCAUUUGCGUCGCAACAUGGAUUAGGAAGCAUGAGUGGAGAGCAUGCUGGUUCCGAUAUUCCUCACGGACCAAUAGGAAUGCAAAAUACGAGUAGCAGUGGAAUGAACAAGAAUGAGGAUUUCAAAUAA